Spizellomyces punctatus DAOM BR117 is the source of this 1005-nucleotide messenger RNA. RefSeq lists its product as uncharacterized. The coding region runs from base 432 to 998 and encodes 188 amino acids. The transcript has a single exon. NCBI's taxonomy places the organism in Eukaryota, Fungi, Chytridiomycota, Chytridiomycetes, Spizellomycetales, Spizellomycetaceae. The record is from RefSeq and is a predicted model, not a curated record.
GUUGCGCUCAACAAAACUAGAAAAGAAAAAUGAAGAAUCCUUUUGCACAACGGUCAAAAAGACAAAAAAAUGGUCUUUUUCAUACUCCUUUUGGGGUAAAACCCACCCGCUAUACUCGAAAAAGACUAAGGUUCUUUGCGGCUGAAGAAGAGACGAGAGGCAAAAUGUUGUUGUAUGGGCUGCAAUUCCCCCUCCCCAUCCAAUCCAACAUCUCGUUCGCUUUAAAAAGCUCGUAGCAUCCCGUCCGCCCCCUCCCUCUCUCACUUACCGGUAGAAACUCUUCUUGUUUAAACUACAAGGAAUCACACGCAGGCGUUUGAUCCCCCCCAUCGAGUUUUCCGUCGUCGUUUUUUUCGUUCUUUUUAGACUUUAUAGACAUAGACCAUACCCCUCCUCGUUCUCUUCACUCAAACACAACACAUACACACAUCAUGUCCUCUUCUAAGCUUAUGUUGGCUUUCGCUGCCUUGACGGCCUCUUCUGCAUUGGUCGGUGCCGCUCCGGCUCCCGCUAGGUUGGCCAGGAGUAUCCCCCAGUACGGUGUCGCUCCUCCCAAGCCGGAAUACCCUACGCCUCCCAAGGCUCCCGAGUACCCUGUUCCUCCCGUGACUCCCGAGGAGCCCGAGACACCUCCUGCGACGGCUACCGUCCCCGCUGGUACGGCUACCGCGGUUGUCCCCAUCGCUACUGGUCCUGCUGGUCCUGGAUACAACAGGCCGCCUGUUGCGACCCUUCCUCCGGUCGUCCCGGUUCCUGCUUACCCCACUGCUACGCCUGCUCCUCCCGCUGGUGGUGAGGAGAACUUGCCUGGUGUCAUUCCUGAGGUGCCCGAGGGUGAGAUUCCCGAAGGGUCGCCCGAAGGUGAGAUUCCCGAAGGUGAGCUCCCCGAAGGUUCUCCUGAGGAAAUCCCCGAAGGUUCCCCCGAAGGUUCUCCUGAGGAAAUUCCCGAAGGUUCUCCUGAGGAGAUCCCCGAAGGUUCACCCGAAAGGUUCUCCUGAGGAAAUC